Candida tropicalis MYA-3404 is the source of this 450-nucleotide messenger RNA. It is a transcript of the gene TOM22, whose product is annotated as Tom22p. Gene Ontology annotation, cellular component: mitochondrial outer membrane. The coding region runs from base 1 to 450 and encodes 149 amino acids. The transcript has a single exon. Lineage: Eukaryota; Fungi; Ascomycota; Pichiomycetes; Serinales; Debaryomycetaceae. The record is from RefSeq and is a predicted model, not a curated record. Gene Ontology annotation, biological process: intracellular protein transport.
AUGGUCAAGUUAACUCAAAUAGACGACGAAACUCAACAACAAUUUGAACAACAACAAGUUGCCAAAGAACAUAUUAUUGAAGAAUCCGAACAAGAAGAAGAUGAAGAAUCUGAUUCAGAUCUUGAAGAUGAUGAAUUUGAUUUUGAAAAUGAAACUUUAUUAGAUAGAUUAGUUGCAUUAAAAGAUAUUGUUCCACCAGAACAAAGAGAAUGUAUUUCUAAAUUAUCAUCAAAUGUUUCAGAUUUAUUUAAAUCUGGAUUUAAUAAUGGUGGUAAAUUAUUAUGGAGUUUAACUUCAACUACUUUAUUAUUAGGUGUUCCUUUAGCUUUAGCAAUUUUAUCAGAAACUCAAUUACAAGAAAUGGAAAGAGGUAUGGCUUUGGAAAAAUCUGCUCAAGAUGUUUUAGCUCCUGGUUCUGAAGCUGCUUUUGGUGGUGAAAAUAAACAAUAA